This is a messenger RNA of Orbicella faveolata, 1670 nucleotides long. Its product is annotated as metalloproteinase inhibitor 3-like. Gene Ontology annotation, biological process: negative regulation of membrane protein ectodomain proteolysis; negative regulation of endopeptidase activity. Lineage: Eukaryota; Metazoa; Cnidaria; Anthozoa; Scleractinia; Merulinidae. Gene Ontology annotation, molecular function: metalloendopeptidase inhibitor activity; protease binding. Gene Ontology annotation, cellular component: extracellular matrix. The record is from RefSeq and is a predicted model, not a curated record.
UGCUGAGAUAAAUAUAGCGAGUAGCCAUCCAUAUGAUCUAAGGUAACGUGUCAGCUCUUUGGUUACAAUCUUGAACGCGCAAUCAGUCAAGUUUUGCUGAACCACGACGAAACAAGGAGGAUGUCUUUGCUCUUUAAAGUUGCUUUCCUGCUAGCGGUUGUAUCUGCAAGUGAAGCUUGCUCCUGUAUGCCUUCUCAUCCCCAGGAAAGUUUUUGUCGUGCGGACUUUGUGGUCCGUGCAAAAGUUCUAUCUCAGGAAAUACAAGAAGAGUCACUUGUCAUCGGCCUACGAAUCCUGAAGACUUUCAAGGGAGCAUCGGAACUCAAUCAGACGGAGGGCAUUCAAGUUUACGGCUCAAGACAGCGCAGUCUUUUCGCUAAGGCUUACACUCAUAAAGACGGCGCGGCGUGCGGAGUGGACUGGCUCGAAAAUGGCAAGGUGUACUUCAUCACUGGGAAGAUCUUCAACUCAAAAUUGAAGCUUCAUUUGUGUAGAUGGAUUGCCAAGUGGUCCCAAGUCACCCAACGCCAGCGUGCUGGAGCCAGGCGCUUCUAUGGGCCAAACUGCGACUGCCAAAUCUCACCAUGCUAUGGGGAUAACUGCCCAAAGCUGAAGGGGUGUAAUACUUCUGAAUAUUUCAACCCUACAAACAACGAUUGUGAAUGGAGGCACACAUACUGCUUGAAAAACACCAACGUAACCGCAUGCGCAUGGCAAGAAACCGCUGAGUACAAGAACUGCACGAAUAACUCCGAGGGGUUGCCCUAAGAGUUGUGCAAGUAUCAUAAAGAAAAAGAAAGAAAAACAGCCAUGAAACUAAACUGUAAUGUUGUUAAUUUGUGACAUUUUUUUACACAAUAUUCGUCGUUUUGGAUAAUACAUUACUUGUAAAACUAUCUUACGAUUUUAAUUUCGGACAAAAAAGUGUCCGAAAACAUAACCGUUCUAAAAUAUUUACAGUACAGUAUAAGCUCUUAGUUUCAGUGUCCGAAAUUUUUGUCCGAAAUUUUUCCGAAAUGAGAUAAAAAGUGUCCGAAAAUUGAACAUCCGAAAUUUUUUACAAGUAAUGUGAGCCUAAAGCCUUGUUCACCUUGAUCUAUUUUUAGCGUGAUUUCAACUUAGGAACAUAUCAAGGUUACAUGCAACCCAACAACAGUUGUUUGAUUUUGCAGGAUAGAAUUCGACAAAUGACAAGGACCCAUUAGGAACUAAGAAUAAAUAGCGACAUUGGGGACGCUAAUAAUGCGUUUCAACUUAGACAAAAAACAUCAGUGAAGUGUGAUUUGCACUUCACUUGAAAUUUAGUUUGUAAACUGACGGCAGUUGCACCAUGAAAUUAAUUUACGAAGUUCAUUUAACUGGAGUUGUUAUUACUCAAAUCGAGCGACCAAUUUCUGUAUUUUAUACAGUUUCUGAAGUAAGAGAUAUAAUUCUCAUUUACAUGUACGAUAAAGUAGUUCUUUUAUAUUAACGAGCACCAAUUUAUUGGGUCAAACGUCACAAUCUUAUUACGAAAACUUGGGGAUAUUAUGAUAGAAUUUUAAAGGCUAGUUCUGAGCGGCAGAGUCUAUUGUGGCGUAAAUGAAGUAUAAUGUAAUCAUGACAGCUAUAAUGGUUUGGAUUUCAUCAAAUUGCUUCUUGAACAUUAAAGAGUUUGUUACUUCAAACAA